This is a messenger RNA of Cetraspora pellucida, 367 nucleotides long. The record is from the annotation of a GenBank genome assembly. Lineage: Eukaryota; Fungi; Glomeromycota; Glomeromycetes; Diversisporales; Gigasporaceae.
AGGAAAACGAUUAGAUGAACGCCAUUUAACAACAUGUAGAUAUCAAAGUAACUACAAUAUUCCAAAAACUGGUCAUUCAUCAGAAAACCAAAAACAUAAAAAAAAUAAUCCUGCAAACAAACGAAGCUUACCAAAUUCAAACACUAUUACAACAAGCAAUGAAGAAUUGAAUAACCUUGAUAUUGAAAUUGCUAAAAGAGAAAAGUUAAGAAAACUCAAAUUAAUAGAUUAUAAAUUUCAACAUCGAAAAGAAAUUUUAGAAAUUGAAAAACAAGCAAAAUUAGCUAAUCUUCAUGUUCAAGAACUAGCUAAUAUUGAAAAAGAAAAAUUAUUAGGUAUUGAUAUUGAUAAAGAAUUAAAUAAUUAG